CUCAGUGUGGAUGCAUGCCGAGGACUACCUGCAGUGAAUCACCCUAUAGGAAAUCAUAACACUCAGAACGUCGUCUGGAAACCAGACAUAGUGAAAUAGACAGCAGGGUUGUUCAUUUCCCGAAAUUGAUCAGUGUUAUUAUUUUCACCUGUUCAAUCAUUGCUUUAUAUACAACACCGGGUCGACAGUGUGCCGGUUUACGCGAGGUAUAAAUCGAGAUUAAUAACAACACAUCACAUUUUAGUUGGACUUUGAAAUAUGGCUGCCGAAGCCGACGAAGGAGCCGAAGUUGAAGAACACCCUCAUCCAGAAUGUAGCAGAGAGCAGCUGCUACAAGAAAUCGAGACACUGAGAAAGAAACUGGGAGCAGCGAACAGCACCAUUGAGCAAACAAAUCAACAAAUGGAAUUGCAAAAAAUACGAACGAGACAGCUUAUAGCCGCGUGGAGACUUCGCCUCGACGAAGGCGAUGAUAAGUUAGCACGGGAAUCAAAGAGAAGGGACACUGAAAUGAAGGAAGUCACGUCAAAAUUAAUGUAUUUAGAGGGAGCUCUCCGCAAAGAACAACGUUCGAUAAUCAACAUGUUAUCGGAGAAAGAUAAACUAAUAGGGAACCAGCAGCGCCAAAUUAACUCCAUUACUACGGCUAAUGUACGACUUAUGGACGCGCUGAAUAAACUACGAAAUGACCGAGUCAGCUUUGGCGAUAACCAUCAAAUAAACGGUUUAGUUGAACGUGAAGACACGGAUAGCGGACACAGCACGAAUAGUUCCUUCUCAUCAGUGAAUACACAUUCCACAAAAAAGGCAUCGUCGACGAACAGAGUGAGAUUUCAGGAGGACGGUCAUAAUGUGCGCGAUGACACGACGCCGAGCUUAAAAUGGACAUCGCCAAUAACGCCAGCUGCGCUUAAGCACAUGCGGGCUAACACUAUUAGUUAUUUCUGACACGCAUCGCAACAAACUACAUAUCUACCAUGUAGAUGGUGGUUGGAUCAUAUAUUAAUAUUACAUACAUUGACAAAAUCGAUUUAAAGAAUUUGAUAUUUUUCAGCAAGUUACUUAAUUCGCUGUGAUGCCCUGUGACGUAUGUGGAUGGACCACAAUGCAUUGGGAGUGAAUACUGCACACAGUGAUUCAUUAUAUGGUAAAAUAUCACUAUUAUAUAUAUGUUGCACAUAAAUAGUAUUCAUAUUAUGCAUUAGUGCUUUCAAUCUACGGACUUUGAAAUAAAUCUUGUCCCGGUAA
Saccoglossus kowalevskii is the source of this 1248-nucleotide messenger RNA. RefSeq names its product disabled homolog 2-interacting protein-like. NCBI's taxonomy places the organism in Eukaryota, Metazoa, Hemichordata, Enteropneusta, Harrimaniidae. The record is from RefSeq and is a predicted model, not a curated record.